Sclerotinia borealis F-4128 is the source of this 426-nucleotide messenger RNA. The record is from the annotation of a GenBank genome assembly. NCBI's taxonomy places the organism in Eukaryota, Fungi, Ascomycota, Leotiomycetes, Helotiales, Sclerotiniaceae.
AUGGGAAACUACGCGCCCAGUCGUCUCAUAUUCAAGGACCCAUCAGCGCAUGCUAAAACUAAGCAUCUAGUUAUUCCUUUCUGCACUAUCAAGGGGGUCAAUAACUCAACCGAGCGUACAUCAUAUAUAUUUCCCAACUCCUCGACUUCCCACUACUCGAGUACUGACAACACACGUUUCUUCGAAUCGUCUCCAUCUGAAUUAUGUGGUAUUCCUUUUGCCGCGCUUCCGAAUGAAUUUUCGAGGGUACAUCUAUCGUAUAUAUCCAGACGCUUCUUCCACUUUUUCCCAGAAUCGUUUGCGUUUUCUGAUUCUGAUGCCAUUGCUAUUGCUAUUGCCAUUGCCGUUCAUGAGUUGGAAUCUGGAGUCUGGAGUCCCAGCGAGGGAGGCUACAGUACACCCAUGUAUGCUGUUGGGGAUGAUUGA